Messenger RNA from Drosophila suzukii, 9403 nucleotides. It is a transcript of the gene RhoGAP100F, whose product is annotated as Rho GTPase activating protein at 100F. The record is from RefSeq and is a predicted model, not a curated record. Gene Ontology annotation, cellular component: synaptic membrane. Gene Ontology annotation, molecular function: GTPase activator activity; protein binding. Lineage: Eukaryota; Metazoa; Arthropoda; Insecta; Diptera; Drosophilidae. Gene Ontology annotation, biological process: cell migration; signal transduction; regulation of Ras protein signal transduction.
AUGUGUGAUAGCGCCACCACAGGAUGUUUCCUGACCAGAAGCAGCCAUCGCAAGGAGAAUGGAAGAUCAGUUCCUGAUGUCACUGCCAGCCCGGGACGCGCUCCUCCCGGCCCGCUGCCCGCCAAUCAGCUGUCCUCGCUGGGCAACCAGCAACAUCAUGGCAACCAGCAGCAUCACGGCAACCAACAACAUCAUGGAAACCAGGGCAACCACCGCGGCCCAAGCGGUAGUCUGUCGAACGCCGCAGGGGUCAAGGACCCGGUGAUGCUCCAGGGCGACUUCCGCAAGGUCAGCGGCAUCAGCUCGGAGAUCUUCCGCCAGAUAGAGGCCGUCGAGAAUGACCACGACCCCAACACGGCCGCGGCUCUGGAGGCAGUGGAGCGUCGCGGGGAGAUGAUCGUGCGCGUCCUGGAGCCGCGAUGCAUGGGCAGCAAGCAGGCGGUGGAUGCCGCCCACAAGCUGAUGAACAAGGCGGACGGACGACACACUGUGCAGCUGGUGGAGAUCGUCAAGCGGCCUGGUCAGACGCUGGGCCUGUACAUCCGCGAGGGCAACGGUGCGGAUCGUACCGACGGCGUGUUCAUCUCACGGAUUGCCCUUGAGUCUGCGGUUUACAACAGCGGCUGCCUGAGGGUGGGCGAUGAAAUCCUGGCGGUGAACCUGGUGGAUGUUACCCACAUGUCCUUGGACGACGUCGUCAUCAUUAUGUCAAUUCCGCGCCGCCUGGUGCUGGCGAUACGGCAGCGGCGUGGCAAUCGCGGUACAGGAUCCCCCGGACCGCCGACGCUCUCACGGCCGGAACAGAAACCGCCACCGGUUGUUGUGAUCAAGCGGGAUCUGCGGGACGAGGAUCUAGACGAGACGGACCGGAUGCCGAGACCGCGCUCAUCACGUGAAAGACGUACAGGAGAUGGUCGCGAAAUGACGGAGUCGCGAUCUCGCUUAGGUCUGGGGCUCAACAACUAUAGUCCGCAGUCAGAGCAACUGGAUAUGUACUACAACACCCGCGGCGGAGGUGGAGGCGGAGCCAUGGGUGAGCCGCCGAACUGGGGCUACAAGCCGCCACCGCCACCUUCUUCGGUGAUUACGGAGCAGCCGACGAAAGGCCAUGCUUUUGCUCCAUCGCACGCUUACUACCAGAAUGCUGGCACCCUGGAGAGCCUGGCGGAGAAGGUACACGCCUUCUAUCCCGGACAGCCCGGCGCUCCGCCUGUGGGUCCCUCGAGAAGAAUGUCCACGGGCACUGGCAACGUAGGCCUCGCUCAACAACACGCCAGAUUCCCGCGGUCUGGUUCGGAUCAGCAUUUACCUCGCGUUGAAUAUGCGGACUACUCCAACUCUCUGGGACGGCAUUCCCUUCUGCGGUCGAGUUUGAAGCCAGGAACGGCUGGAGGAGCUCCAAUGCCAGUGGGAGUGGGUGGCACUCUGGGCCGAUACGGACGCUACGAUCAACAGAGAGCAGGUGUAUCCAAGUACGGUCCACCAGCUGGCGGAGCUCAGUCGCUGACUCGACGCUCCCGACCAAAUCUGGACUAUUCCAGCGAUACGGAGGCUACAAUUGGACCGAGGCCAAGUUACUACUACUAUAACAGACCCGCCAUCGGCAGCAUGCCAAGGGGAGCGGGUGGAGCAGGGGGAGUGGGUGCAGCUGCCGCAGCUGCCUUGUUGGCCGGAGCCACGGAUCUCAAUAAAUUCAAUUCGUUGCCCCGGGAGCGACCAGGAGUAAGAUUGCAGGGCAUUCGCUCCAGGAUGGGAGACCGUUUGGUGGAUGAGAACGACGGCAACACUUCGGCACCCGAAUUCGACGCGAGGAGAGGCAGGGACCUGCGGCAGCGAAUAACCGCCAGUCCGUCGAUAUUCACGGCGGACGAGUAUCGCGCCUGGCUAAGAAGGGCACCUAGCAGCUCUGCGAUUGCGGAACAAAUGCGAAUGACUCGGGACAUGUUUGCCCAGCCGCGGGCUCAGCGAUUCUCCUGCAGCGCAGAGAACAUCCACGAUGCUCUGAGGAAUACGGAGAGCAUCUACUCGAGUAGAACCCACAUCCUCGGCACGGGAACUCUCGAUCGGAACAUGGGUCUUACUCGGCCUAUUUCUGCACUACCCGUGAGAUCUAUGUCCUCGCAGCACAUUGGAGGAGCGGGAUCCAUUCGUUCGCCCAGCAUACGACGCAUGAGGCAGCUACUGGAACUAUCCGCUGGUCCUGCUAGUCCCAGCGGAAGUAUCCUUAGCACCGGUGGCCACCAGAGUCCGGCACCCACACCAAGUGCAACGUUGCCACGCCCACACCGUCAGAUCGACAUCAACCCGGCGGAGUUUGCGAAGUACAAGCUGGAUAAGCCCAUCGUGGAUAUCGGAGGGAUCUCCGGCAUGUUGUGGAUUCAUUUGCUCGCAGGUCGCGGCCUUAGAACAGCUCCAGAGGGAGCUGGAGGGCAGGCGCCACCAGGCCAAACCAGAGACCUCUAUUGCGUCAUCGAGUGCGAUCGCGUACACAAAGCGCGCACCGUGGUGCGUUCCGGUGACCUACAGUUCGACUGGGACGAGUCGUUCGAGCUGGACUUGGUGGGCAACAAGCAGUUGGACGUACUAGUCUACUCUUGGGAUCCGCAGCACAGGCACAAGCUGUGCUAUCGAGGGGCCAUCUCAUUGUCGUCGAUCCUCCGGCAGUCUCCACUCCACCAGCUGGCUUUGAAGGUGGAGCCUAGGGGCACGAUAUACAUUCGCAUGCGACACACGGAUCCACUGGCUCUCUACAAGAGAAGGGGAUUGCCCAGCUUGAGAGCUGGUUACCCUACACUCUUCGGCGCCGACUUGGAAACGGUGGUCAACCGGGAGUCUAAGAACGCGCCCGGAAGUGCACCCGUUCCCAUCGUUUUGAGGCGCUGUGUGGAGGAGGUGGAGCGCCGGGGGCUCGAUAUAAUCGGGCUGUACCGACUGUGCGGCUCCGCCACCAAGAAGCGACUGCUGCGCGAGGCCUUCGAGCGCAACAGCCGUGCCGUGGAAUUGAGCCCGGAACAUGUUCCUGACAUCAACGUCAUCACCGGCGUGCUCAAGGAUUACCUCAGGGAGCUACCCGAGCCGCUGUUCACGCGCUGUCUCUUCCAGAUGACGGUGGAUGCCUUGGCUGUCUGCCUGCCAGAUGACCCGGAGGGCAAUGCGAAACUGAUGCUUAGCAUUCUCGACUGCCUGCCGCGGGCAAAUAGGGCGACCCUGGUAUUCCUGCUGGACCACCUGUCGUUGGUUGUUUCCAACUCGGAGCGGAACAAGAUCGCCCAGGCGCUGGCCACCGUGAUGGGCCCACCGCUGAUGCUGCAUUCGGCGAGUGCGCAGCCGGGCGCUGACAUCGAUCACGCCCAACCGAUCGCGGUGCUCAAGUAUCUGCUCCAGAUCUGGCCGCAGCCGCAGGCGCAGCAUCAGCAGAUGGCGCAGCACAUGGGCGGCGCUGCGGGGGCGAUGAUGGGCGGCUUGGCCACCGCCGUCAGUAUGAGCAACAUGGCCGGCGUUGCUUCAGGUCGGCGCGGCGAGUCAACAGGGCAGCGUGGAAGCAAAGUCAGUGCGUUGCCAGCGGACAGACAGCAACUUCUACUGCAGCAGCAGGCGCAGCUCAUGGCGGCGGGCAAUCUUCUGCGCUCGUCCACUUCGGUAACCAACAUACUCUCCCAAGGCCAUCCUCAGCUCUCAGCCACAGCCAACAGUCAUCUGUAUCAAUCAGUAGUGGGUCAGUUAGCUCAAUCGCAUCGAGCCUUGCAACAAGCGGUGCAACAGCCCUAUCAAUUGGGGGGCUCAGUGGGCUCAGCAAUUCCCGACCAAUCGCCACUGCCACUUCCAGGCACACCCUCCCCCGGCAGUAGUUCGGCGUCGACGGGCUCGGGCUCCGGAUCCGGAUCGGGUAAAAGCACGGAUACCAUCAAGCGCGGUGCUUCUCCCGUCUCGGUGAAGCAAGUUAAGAUCGUCGACCAGCCAUCUAGCCCCUAUUCCAUCGUGAUGAAGAAGCCGCCGCUGCAGAAGGACGCGCCCGUAGAAAUCACCACGCCCACAGCCCAAGCGGAGGCAGCCUCAUCCCUGGGCGGCAGCACUAGAGACAAGGAAAGCAAUGGGACAGUAUCUCGCAGGGGAAAUGUGGACUUCUAUGAACCGCACAAAGCGCAGUCCAAGAGUUUGGUGACCGAAGAAUCCAGCUACACCUCCAAGUACUCCAGCUUGGAAGCUAAGAAGAGCAGCUUCGGCAACAGUAGCUACACGCCAAGCAAGGCGAAUGCCAGUGGACUCUCCGCCGGCGAGGACUACAAGGCCAUGCGUAACAAGUCGAGCGCCACAUCCAGCUCUAGUUCGUCCCAGGCCACGGUUCUGAGUGCUGGCUCGACGGCCACCUCAGCCCCGACCACCUCUUCGGACGAUUCGGAUGAUCUGGUCUCCUACAAGUCCUCGGCCUCCACAAAUGCUUUGCUAGCCCAAUCGCAGGCCAUGACCACCAGCCAGCUGAUGUCCAAGUAUCUAAAGCGGGAGCCACGAGUGCAGUUUACGCCGAUUAAGUCCCCGGACUCGCCCUCACCUCCGGGAGGCGGCGACGGGCUGCCCAAGGGGACUUACCAAUUGGUCACGCCAAGCUCGGGAUCAUCGAGCAAGCCGGGUGCUACCACUGGAGCUAUUAGCAAGUACACCACCAGCUCAGCGGACUCGAAUACAAACACAAACAGCCAGAAGUUGUCAUCGCCCUCGCGACUGUCCAGCAGCAAGGAUAGCAAUACAAAGACGGGAGCGGUCAGCAGCACCACUGCUUCGUCUUCGCUGGUUUCCACUGGUCGUCGACUGUUCGACAGCCUGGCCUCUUCAUCGUCCUCGGAAACGGAAACUAAGACCUACAUAGGUGGCACCACUGCGGUUAGUGGGGCAAGUGCGACGGCAUCCUACACUAACGACACCAGGAACUCCGGCAGCAGUAGCAGUAAGUCGGGAAUGGGAGGGGGGUCUGGGUUGGGAGCGGUUUCGGGAGCAAACUCCGAGGGUCGAAGUUAUGGCAGUACGCUCUUCGGCAGCAGUGGCCUGGGAAACGGCAGUGGCAGUAGCCACAUCCACUCGAACGCCAGUCCCAGUCCCUUCACCACCACCAACGGCAACGGCAACCACAAUACCAUGCACCUGUACGGCACUUUGCCCAAAAAUGGAGCUUCUACGGGGGCAGCUCUGUUCAGCGGAUCAGCCAACAGCUCCUCGUACCACUCCGCGGGGAGUGGAAGUGGAGCAGGAACCGCCAGCAGCAGCGGGGUUAGUUCCAUGACGGGCUCCACCAAUAGCUACGACUUCUACACGAGCAGUAGCUCCAGUGGCAGCGGCUCGCGACCCUUUGCCAACGGGGGCAAUAACUACCACACACUGGGAACCUACAGGGCCCAGUACGCGGCCACUAAUCCCUUCCUAGAUGCGUUCGAUGAAAAGCCGGGCAGCAAUGGGGGUAAUAGCCACGGGGAGGAGAAGCUAGGCGCGGACAAGGGUCACCACAGGGCAGCUGUAAUGGCGGCUUUCCAGUCGUCGGGAGACUCAAAAAACGGUAGCGAUGAGUAUGACGAUAUCAAGUGAAGUACGAAAAGUGCUAUAAAGUGCGGCUAGAAAGGAGGAAAUUAACUGCAACUACGAUUAUACGCGUAAAAUGUGCGAAACUAUGAGAUAUUUAAAUGAAAGUUUACUUUUAAACUUUAGUUCUCAUUCUAACUAUAUACAACAACUUGGAAUAAUUGUGAUUUUAUUUCCUUGAAUCUUUUCAUCAGAAAGGGCAAAACGUUAAAGCUUUUUCCUACCACUUUCUUGUAAAUAAUAUCAUUCAAAAUCUUCAUUGCAAUGCGUGCGUAUAAGCGUAGUUACUUAACGAAAGAGUACGAAAAUGAAUGCCAUACAAUGCUGAAAGUGUUCUUUUGAAGUAUUUACAGUUUACAAAUUUACAAGAUACGAAAGAUAAACGAAUAUAAACCCCUACAAAUAAACGAUAUGAAACGAUUUUGCAAACAGCGUCAAGUCCCUAUCCCAUGGAAGCCCAAUGGCAAUCCACUAAAGCAAGCAGAAUAUAAAAUUAUAUAGUCAUCGAGCUCUGUGUAUGUGUGUUUAUAAAUACUUAAUGGAAGCUUAUCAUUGGUAGCUUUAACACUUCUGUAACGCUCAACAGUGGGCAGCCAUUCAGCUAACAUAAAUCCGAAUUCAAUAAGAUUUACGAACAGUAUUUUUGAAUGAACAAAAACAUAAAUUAAAGACCACAGCGUAUACAACAAAGUACAUUUAAAUAAAAUAAAAAGAAAAUCUUAAACAAAAGGUUGAUCGCGCAUUUAAUUUUUACAAACAAACAAUCUCUAUAUAAACAUAUAUGCCUCUAAUAGACAUACAAUUACGUUGAUAACAUAUUUUUUCGUACUCCCAUUUCGCAGUGAAAGCUGUAUAUAAAAAGCUGCUAGUUCACCACUUCCUAUCCCUAAUCUAGCCACUGCUAUGUGUGUGUUUCAAUGUGACCAACUCUCUAAUCUGUAAAUCCAGUAUACAUGACUAUGACAACCUAUCUAAAUUAACUAUUGGACGACUUUUUAAGCAACAUGUGUAUUUGCCUAAAAUGUUUCUCUAUGCCCAUUAUAUAUAACUCUGUAUACACGUGCAUAUGUGAUUGGGAGUACCGAUCGAUUCGGGCUACAGCCCUGGGAGAAACGUAUAUUUCGAUCAUUUCAGAUCAAACUCUCGAAGCGGGUUCCCCAUAUGCAGACACCACACGGAUACUGACAUGCAAAAUACAAAUACUUGAAUUUAUUGACGAAUCGAUGUGCUUAGUUUUUGUAUGAAACAAAGUCUGAUAUACACACUAAUAUACACCAGUACAGUAUAAUAUUUAUAAACAUUUAAACAUAAUUAUACAAGCGAUGAAAACUAACAAAAAGAAAAGUAAUGCUAAAAAUAUAUACUACAAAAUAACAAGCUUUGCGAUUAAGGAGAAUUUUACAGCAGUUAUGUUUUCAAAGCUUUUUACAAUGUAUGACCAACUGUGCUUAAUCCCAAUCAUAUAGUAAAUUACAUUUAAACAAGCAUAUAACGAACUCAAUGGCAUAAAACCCUAUAAACUACUUUCGAAUACAAAUGCUACGGAACUGUAAAUACCCAGAAAGAUAUUCACCUCUCUGGUCUGGCAGUCAAAAAUCGUCAGUUGAAGCUAGGUCCUAGUCAUAGGCUUCGUCGGUCAAUACACAUAGCUUACAGUAACGUAUUAUUUAAAUUAGGUUUAACAGAAAGCAUCGUAAGCAAUAAAAUAACAGCUAGGCGAGAAGAAAAUAGGAAAGCUAAGAAAAUAGAUUCAGAAUCCGAUAAAGAUUUAUGUUAGCAACCAAAAAUGCAUAAUCAUUCGUCUUCAUACAAGUACAACUUCCCUCAGCAGUUCAACAAAAUCAAUUUAAAAAAUAGAUCUAACUAAUCAUAUACAAAUUCAUAAUACAUUUUUCAUAACUAUUCAAAAUCAUAUAGUCCCAUGCGUAAACGCAACUAUUAGCAAGAUUGUGCAUUAUUUGAUUUUAACAAUUAAUACGGAAUAGGGAUUGAUGAGGAGCCCGAGAACGCGUUGAGAUUUUAAAUAGCAAAUUAUUCAGUUAAUUGUUGUCAGAUUUAUUUUAUACGAAUGAAGAGCAUUUGAAGUGUUAAACAUGAUUAUGAAACCAAAGAGUUAAGAACCACAACAUAGGCAACCAUAUAGUUGAGGCAAAUUGAUUUUUAUAUAGUGAAUUGUUAAUUAUUGCAUAUAGCGUGUAGAGUUUUUAAAAGUCGAAAAUAAAUGUAGUGGCAAGACCGAAGAGUUUAUUUGUGGGGUUCGCGACAUUCGAGCCAAAUUAGCUGCCCAACCUGUUUAUUGAUUUUAAGAUUUUAACGUCGUAAAUACCAAAGAAAAGUCAAUGUUACUACAGCUGUCGCCUUCGUUUUAAACACACGUAAUACUCUAAUGUCCCUAGUAGCUCCCCAAACCCUUUUUCUUGAUUUGUUCACCCCAAAAGCUUUAAUCGUUGAACGACCCGAAGGUUACAAAUUCGAGACAUAUUCUACAUAUACCAAAUAAUAGUAGCGGAGUAGGUGGAGGUUAUAAUGAGUAGGACAACACUUCGUUUUAUUUGCGAUUCGUUGUGGCUUCAUAGUCGUAGAUAGCUUAGGCCUAAGAUGUGGGAGCUGGUGGAGAAUCGGAGGUGGUCAGUUGGUGGUGGAUGGAACAACUGGAGGCUGCGACUGCGAGGGCGCCUGUUUGGCUUUUGUCGCUUGGAGCUGCUUCUUUGAUCCCGGUCCUGUUCGAUAUGUAUUUGUACUUGUACUUAGAACUUGUAAGCAUACACUAUGGAAUAUAUAUCACUGUGUCAUAUCGUACAUUUAAAGCCAGUAAGGCAACCAAAUUGGAGGUGGACGAAGCAACCAGAAGAGGGUAAAUUGUUAACGCAAAGUAUUCACUUAUUGAAGUAUGUAUACAAACCUACAUUUAUAGCGACCGAGCAGCAACUACAUAAUAUACAUAGAUAAAUACCAAACUAAACCUUAACACGAUUGGCAGGCAACCAAGUACUACAAAUUGUAUAUGCAUUUAAUUUAGAGUAACUACAACUAACUAAACACUAAAUAACUGAUACGAAAACCAAUCCAACUGUUAGCUGGCGAAUGACAACGGCAAAUGAAUUGAUAAUACGCUAACACAUUAGGCAUUAAUGUUAGUUAACAGUGAAUGAAACAGAAACGAAAUGUAUUGCACAAUAUCGAACACAUAUAAAUAUUAGCGAAAGUAACUAAGCCUACGCAAAUAAGGCACAUACGAAUAGUAUCCGAAUACGUAAGCAAUGGUGGCAGAAUGCAGAUUCAGAUUUCAUUACAGUUAUGUUCAAAACUCGAUCUCGAAAUCGGAUCUGCAGUCGACCGAUACCACGGCGGAAAUCUCGGAUAGUUUGAAAGGGAGCUCAGUUGUAUUGUUUGGAUAAUUUGGAUAAUGAAUACGCCUAAGUAUAUAUAAAGAAUGUGUGAAUUUAUGUAUGUAUUAAAUGUGCCUACACUUUCGUUUAUUUUCGAACCACAAAGAUCCUUCCGCCCACACACUUGAACUGUUAAUUUCCGCCCCACUUUAAGAACCCUUUGACGCUUUACGGGGAUUUUUUUUGGGUUUUCGAGCGAUUUGCAAGCGAUUGCAAUUGAGGAGAAGAUUUUUUCUGUCGAACUUAACAAGUAAAUGGAGACCAAAUGCUCAGGGCUUUAGCGAGUUACAGUAGGCGUAAAAUACAAAAACAAAUAUGGGGAGACCCACCUAAGAACUAAGUGCAACACAUCACGAGCAUACUCCAUCAAACGUUAGGCCAAUGCAUUUUAGUUGAAUAUUUAGCUCUUGUCAUCAGCAGCAGAAGCGGCGGGUGCAACACCAACA